CUCAUCUCCAUGGUAACGUGUUCUAAGUUGCAGCAGUCGUGUCAAAGUUCACUAUAUAGAGAGCUCAGUGAGCUGAUCAGAGAGAAAGCAUUCUGCCAGCCCAGCGCCUGCAAAUCGCAAUCACUUCCUAACCUCCCCCUUUUUAACAUAUUUGAUCACUUUGAUUCUCUGUUCUUCUCCUUAUUUUUACGCGCAUGAAGGAGGUUCUAUAGGUUGUGCUCUUUUUGUUUUAUUAUCACUCUUGCUUGCCGGAGAGCUGACUUCAUAUUUGACUCAAGCACAGGCUUCAGCUGCGCGCUGCUGCAAGCGCAACCUCAAUUGAAGAAAAGGAAGAAGCUGCAAUAAUUUUGCCAGUUGUUGGUUUUCUUCAAGACUCACGCUGGAACUUAGUGUCGCUCGCUCCCUGCAUACGCCAGCUGUGCGAUUUUGUGCUUCGCCUCACCGCGUUUCUCGAAGUCUCUGGUCUGUUUCUUUAAUAUAGCAUUUUGUCAGCGCAAUUAUUUUUCCUUUUUCCUUCAUGGGUUUCCUGGAUGGAUGAGUGCAAGCGCCCCUGGACUUGGCCUUCAAGAGCAAGGCUGCGAUUCGGCUCGUCUUCAGUUUUGACCAUAUGUUCGGCAACGUUCUGAAAACAAAGAAAUAGGCUGCACUGUCAUUUUUGCGCAAGUUUCUAAGGACAAUCCGACUUCACAUUGCCGACAGUGAAUAAUUCAUUUUCGCCCAUACCGAAAAAUAUCGUGAGACAUUCUUCAGAGGCGCAUCAUCACGAAACCAAAAACGGAAGACAAAAAGUUUUUUAACGUUGACUGAUAGAUAUGGCAAUGGUAGUGUGGAGAGGCUCCCAGGACGAUGUGGCUGACACCCAGGGCACUCUCUCUUCGCAAGGCCAAGGAGGACUAUCUCUUCCGAACCCUCAACCAGGCCAGUUGAAUCUAACGGCCUCUCAGAUUGCCCCUCCGACCCCUCACACACCCGUUCAAGGACCUCCGAACAACACGGCGCAAUCUACGCCGACGAACCAGACGCAAAGUCAGCCGGAGAAGCAACAACCACAGCACAUAGAAUGCGUGGUUUGCGGGGACAAAUCGAGCGGUAAACACUAUGGCCAGUUCACUUGCGAGGGGUGCAAAAGCUUCUUUAAACGGAGCGUACGGAGGAACCUCACUUACACUUGCCGUGCCAACAGGACUUGUCCCAUUGACCAGCACCAUCGCAAUCAGUGUCAGUACUGCCGCCUCAAAAAAUGCCUCAAAGUUGGCAUGAGACGGGAAGUUUCUCUUUUUACCGCAGCUGUGCAAAGGGGACGGAUGCCACCCACACAGCCUCACCAUGGUCAGUUCGCCUUGACAAAUGGGGACCCUCUGCACUGCCAUUCCUACUUAUCCGGAUAUAUCUCUCUUCUGCUGCGAGCGGAACCCUACCCAACGUCCCGGUAUGGUAGUCAGUGCAUGCAACCCAACAACAUCAUGGGCAUCGAGAACAUUUGUGAAUUGGCGGCCAGGAUGCUCUUCAGCGCGGUGGAGUGGGCCAGGAAUAUCCCUUUCUUCCCAGACCUUCAGAUUACAGACCAGGUUGCCCUUCUGAGGUUGACCUGGAGUGAGUUGUUUGUGCUCAAUGCUGCGCAGUGCUCCAUGCCGCUCCAUGUGGCUCCACUUCUGGCGGCGGCUGGCCUUCACGCCUCUCCUAUGUCUGCGGACAGAGUGGUCGCCUUUAUGGACCACAUUAGGAUCUUCCAAGAACAAGUGGAAAAGCUUAAAGCUUUACACGUUGACUCUGCUGAAUACAGUUGCUUAAAGGCCAUCGUGUUAUUCACCACAGACUUGCAGUGGAAAAUAACCUGCUUUUCAAAUACAACACUUUACAACCUAAGCAACGCUACAAAUGCUUGCGGCCUGUCAGAUGUGGCGCAUGUAGAAAGUUUGCAAGAGAAGUCUCAGUGUGCCCUGGAGGAGUACGUUCGGAGCCAGUACCCCAACCAGCCAACUCGAUUUGGGAAGUUACUACUUCGCUUGCCUUCGCUGCGCACAGUCUCUUCUUCGGUCAUAGAGCAAUUAUUUUUCGUCCGAUUGGUAGGUAAAACCCCCAUUGAAACCCUCAUCAGGGAUAUGUUGCUUUCGGGGAGCAGUUUUAACUGGCCUUACAUGUCCAUUCAGUAAGCAGAAGGAAUGAUCAAAGGGGCUGAGACUACACUAGUUAGCGCUUCUUUUGUAGAAGGAAACGGCUGUUACACGAGUUUACUCUCAAGAAGAAAGACAUUUUCAUAAAUGACUGUGAAUUUUAGAAAUGAGACAUUCUGCGAACUUUCAAAAAUCCAGACAAAAGCUCCAGUGUCAUUCUGAACAACUUGUUCCUAUCCUUUUUUUUUGGUAUAAAAAAUGAAAAAAAGGAAAAAAAAAGAGAAGAAAAGAAUAAAAAGGAAACACAAAUGAGUUGGAUUUUGAUAAUCCUUUGGGGAAAACGCAACUCGAAAGUGCAUUUAAAACAUGAAUUUGGAAAAAUUUAGCGGAAAAGAAAAGGUUUUCUCUUUUCCAAACAACUAUAUUGUCCUGUGUCCAUGUAUCUAUAGCUGUUUUGUACUUUUCUUUUCUUUCUCCUUUAUGGUUCCAAACCGGCCUAUGUGAUUCUGUAGUAUGCAGUUGUUUUAUUCUCUAAUUACCAUGACUUCCUAUGAAACAGUUAAGUAAUGUAAAAACGUUCUUCAAGAAUUAAAACGUAAUCCACAGCAAUAUAGGAGAAAAGGUUAUGCUUAAUGCUGCAAGCGCACUUACUCGUUUGAUGGUCCACAAUGAAGACUGGCAGGGUUUUUUGAAAUUGGGAUUCAGGUUAACUUUCUGAUCCACCAAAUGAAUAUGUUCUCUUUCUAAUUGAGACGGUUGUCUCAAUGCAGCUGGGUGUACCUGUUCAUAUCAUUGUCGUGGUUCUUUGGACACCCGAAACACAUAGCCUACCGCUUGAAACUUUAAUGAGACCUGAAUUUUUACAGCAGUCGCCCAACAGUCGUCCAACAGUUUGUACACUGCAGACAACUGGUCGAUCCAAAAGUAUUAAUCUACCUUGGUGACCAAUCAUAAUAGAACAAAUUAUUCUACCAACUCUCGAUCCAUCAAUGCCAUUAUGGUAGCAGCACUGUUGCAAAAUGUGGCUUUACACGUUAAUGUCAGAUUACACCUGUUAAUAUCAGCAAACACCUCAGCUUGAGACAUGUAGAACCGAUAUGACUAGACAUCAUCGAUGAAAACAAAUGCCUAUUUAGGAUUAAGACAAACAGGACGAAGGUCAAGGGUCAUCACGUCUUUACAUUCUGAGUCUGGAAUAUUUUGAAGAACAGUAUUAUUACAACGUCCCUGAAAUGUCCCCCUCUACACUUAAAGCAUUAAAGUGCCUGUCAAGCGCAAAAACGACUAAUUUGUUAUUGAGAGAUAUUUAAGUAGAGACAACAUCGGGAACACGUUUAGGGUGGUAAAAUCAGUCUUAAGAUUGUGUAUUUCACUUGAAACACAACAAUUAGAAGCAGUAUUGUUGUAAAUAUAGGUCAAUUCAUUUCAGUUUUCUUUAUACAAAGUAUAUGUGAUUAAGAAAAAACUGUGGUUGCCAUUUUUUUUCGGUAAUACAAAUGUCUUCAAAUUGAGUGGCAGAAUUAGCUAGUAGCACUGAAAGUUCUGUUUGUAAUGUAUAUACAUAUUACGACAAAAUGUUUUUUUUUUCUUUUUUUUCAUUUAGACUGUGAAUGCAUGGCCACAGGUCGCUAACCUAUUUUACCUUUGAUAUAUAUAAAUGUAAAUGUUUUUGACUGUAUAGAUAUAAUCUGUGCAUUCAGUACAUUAGCCCUUGUAUUUAAAAGAAGAAACAAAAUCGUUCAAUAAUAGGCUAAGACUUAACAGGGUGAGCUGGUUUGGAGAGGGGUAGCUAUUUUGAUUUAGUGUUCUGCUCCUUUUUGGUAUGUAACAGAUGCCUUGUGUGUGCGUGCGUGCGUGUGUGUGCGUGUGAGUGUGUGUUUGUAUGUUUGUGAGUGUGUGUGUGUGUGUGCGUGCGUGCGUGAGCUUGCAAUUUCGUACUUGUUUUGAGGCUUUUCUUCAACACACAAGACACCAUGUUGUGGUUGGAUAAAAAGGGAUCAUAUUGUGUAGUUGAUUGAACAGUUAUCCUGGGCUGUUCACAUGCCACAUAUGGACCAGAGAAUGAUACAUGAUUGUAAUUAUGAACAGUUUAAACUGACCCACGUUUUUAUAAAAAUAUAUAAAAUAUAUUACUGCAGGGUAUUGAUAACGUAUAGAUACUUUUUUUUUAUUAUUAUUAUUAUGAUUAUUAAUUGCAAGUGAUAUUCGUGAGUGUGUGUGGAAGUUUAUAGUUGAAACAAUUCUUGUUUGUUUGUGUUAGCUUAUUGUAAACAAGCAUUCUGCUGUACAUUUGUUCUUGGUAUUAAAUUAUAAUUUAUGAAUUUGAAAUCAAAAA
This is a messenger RNA of Clupea harengus (Atlantic herring), 4449 nucleotides long. It is a transcript of the gene nr2f2, whose product is annotated as nuclear receptor subfamily 2, group F, member 2. Gene Ontology annotation, biological process: regulation of DNA-templated transcription. NCBI's taxonomy places the organism in Eukaryota, Metazoa, Chordata, Actinopteri, Clupeiformes, Clupeidae. The record is from RefSeq and is a predicted model, not a curated record. Gene Ontology annotation, molecular function: zinc ion binding; DNA-binding transcription factor activity; sequence-specific DNA binding.